AUGUAUUCUUCUUUUUUCUCCUCCUCCUCGCUUCUUCUUCGAGCGAGGACGACGAUAGCCAAAAGAAGAGAUGAUUUCACGGCGGAGAAGGAAAAGACGUCAUCGACUGUCGCACUCGUUCGAGGAAGAAGACGACGAGCUUUUCGCGCAUUAAGUGCUUCGUCAGACGACGACGUUUUGAACGAGAAAGCAGCAGAGGCAGCAGCACGAGCAGAAAAGCGGAAAAGAGUGAUCGCUUCGGCGCUGUCGUCGUCAAAGACGAAGAGCGAAGCGGAGAAAUUUAGCGAAAACGUUUUCUUAGAAGAGGACGAGGCGAGGACGACGACGACGACGACGACGACGACGACGAAAAGCAAAAUCGACGAAGAGAAAGUCGCCCGAUUGACGAGGAAGAAAGAAGAGCUUGAAAAGAAAGUUUUGGAUAUGCAAAACGCGAUUGAUAGCGCGUACGAGUUGUUAUUCGAAGGCGUAUCGAUGGCGGACGCCGAGGCGGCGACGGAGAAGGAGGAGGACGAACUCGCGGCGAACGUUUCGGACGCGUUCAUCGAAGAUUUUCCAGUCACGACGGAGAAGAAGUUUAAGAACGUGUGCGAGAUCGACCCGAAAGUUGGCGAGAGACUCUUGAAAAUUGCGAGUGGAAAAGAUGGGAAGAAGUAUUUGCAGUUUCAGAAAGCCAUUCACGCGAGCAAAGGCACGUUGGCGAGAGUGUCGAACGAGUUAGAAGCGAACGAAUUGGCGUUAUCGACAGCUGCGAGAGGUGGAAGAGGGUUUCUGUCCAGACCUGAAGAAGAGGAAGAGGAAGAGGAAAGACGAGACGAUGAAGAUGCGGAAGGAAUAUCAAUCGACGAUGAGGCGCUGUAUCUUUCCUCGAAGAAAACGAAGAAGAUUGUGUUGAUUUCCGGAUUCGAAUCGUUCAACGUGCGGUUGUAUAAAAAAGUUUCCAAGAGUUUAAAGAAGCGUUAUCCGUCGGUCACUUUGUGCGUCUUCUCCGACCGCGACAUUGUUGGUAAACGCCGAGUUGAACUCGAACGCGCUUUGGACGACGCCGACGCCUUCUUCGGCUCUUUGCUCUUCGAUUACGACCAAGUGGAAUGGCUGCGAGAAAAGUUGGAAAGGAUCAAAACGAAGUUUGUCUUCGAGUCCGCGUUAGAACUGAUGUCAGAAACGAACGUCGGGACGUUUGAAAUGAAACCUGGGAAAGAUGGCGCCAAAGCUGGCCCACCGCCGGCGGUGCAGAAAAUUCUCAAGAAGUUUGGCAGCGGCAAAGAGGAAGAUAAACUGGUUGGAUAUUUGUCCUUUUUGAAAAUCGGCCCGCAGUUGUUGCGCUUCAUUCCGGGCGAAAAAGCAAAAGACUUGAAGAAUUGGCUGACCGUGUAUGCGUAUUGGAACCAAGGCGGCGAGAAAAACGUGGAAGAGGCGUUUUCGUACAUCGCGCGCGAAUACCUAGGUGCGCGAGAAGUUGAAGAAAAAGAAGAGGAGAAAAUAACCGGCGCUUCACCGGGAGACUUUGUGAAGGAUUUGCUUCUGAAACCGUUGCGCGAGUCUGUUCCACUUUUAAAAGGUGGAUUGAAGCCGCUCGUGGAAACGCCCGCGUUUGGGUGUUACCAUCCGCUGCUCGAGGAGCAAAAUCUCCCUUACCCGGAAACUAUCGACGAAUAUAAACGAUGGGCAGCGUUGAAUAAUCUUCCAACUGCCGAUGCAGAUCCAACGAAACCAGUCGUCGCGGUGUUACUCUAUCGCAAACACGUCAUUACGAAACAACCGUACUUAGCUGAACUCAUUCGAGGUUUAGAACAAUCCGGGGUCGUCCCGAUCCCGUGCUUCAUCAACGGCGUCGAGGCGCACACGAUUGUCCGCGAUAAGCUGACGUCCUCUCACGAGCAGUUCAAUAGGAACAAUUUAGGCAUAAUCGAUGUGGACUCAUUGAAACCAGACGCGUGUAAGGUAGACGCGGUCGUUUCCACGGUUGGGUUCCCGCUCGUCGGUGGCCCAGCGGGGUCGAUGGAAGCCGGAAGGCAAAGCGAAAUUGCGAAUAAGAUUUUAAAAGCCAAGAACGUGCCGUACUUUGUCGCGGCGCCACUGUUGAUUCAAGAUAUUGCCAGUUGGUGGGAAUCCGGAGUUGGCGGUUUGCAAUCGACAAUUUUAUACGCGUUACCGGAAUUAGAUGGUGCCAUCGAUGCCGUGUCUUUGGGCGGUUUGUGCGGGGACGAUAUUUUCUUGGUCAAAGAACGCGUCUAUGCUUUAUCCAAUCGAAUAAAGAAAUGGCACGCUUUGAAACAGAAAGAAAAUAAAGAUAAGAAAAUCGCAAUGACGUUAUACGGUUUCCCGCCUGGUGUUGGUGCAACUGGUACGGCGGCGUUGUUGAACGUUCCAAAAUCGAUCGAUGAAACGUUAGCGACGUUGCGCAAAGAAGGGUACGAUUUAGGCGUGAAAGAGGGCGAACCGUUACCGACGGGCGAGGCGAUCGUAUCGGCUUUGCGCAACCUCGAGGAGGUUUCUGCAAUCAUGUUAGGCGCGGAAAAAGGUGGCGAACAGGCCAUUUUGAAGACAAAGAGAGAUAUUGAAAAGCUCAAAAGAGAGGAGGAAAAAGAAGGCGGAAGCGAGGACUCGUCAUCCAAACGCAACGCUUUGAGUCUUCCAGAAAACACGCUCCAACCAGCCGGGAUGGACGUUUCGCCGUCGACGCUUCGCAAGUGGCUCUCGUUCCCAGCCGAAUGGGGACCGAAUGAGUGGGGCCCUUGCCCGCAGUUACCGCCAAACGAUAUUUUAAUUCGUCGAAUGGAGAAAGCGUGGGGAAACCUCGAACAGUAUCGCGGAUUAAACACGAACGCAUCGGGAUUCAACGUUGCCGGAUUCCAACUUGGUAACGUCUUUAUUGGCGUCCAACCAGCGUUGGGUGUCGAAGGUGAUCCAAUGCGAUUGCUAUUUGAACGCGAUUUAACCCCGCACCCGCAGUACGCCGCGUACUACAAGUACUUGCAAUACAAGUUCCAAGCUGAUGCCGUGUUGCACUUUGGUAUGCACGGCACCGUGGAAUGGCUUCCGGGAUCGCCGUUGGGUAAUACCGGGUUGUCGUGGUCGGAGCAAUUGUUAGGCGCGAUGCCGAAUGUGUACGUGUACGCGGCAAACAACCCUUCAGAAUCUAUUGUUGCAAAGCGACGUGGAUACGGCGUCAUGGUAUCGCAUAAUGUUCCUCCGUACGGCCGGGCUGGUUUGUAUAAACAAACGGCGGAGUUGCGCGAGCUUUUGAACGAAUACCGCGAAUCGCAACAGUCGCGGAAAUUUGGCGAUCGAAAGCUUCGCGGCAUCGUCGCUAACCAAGCUUCGAUGGCGCAGUUGGAUAACGACGUUCCGUGUUACUCCGUGGAGACGAACGAGCUACUCAGCGUAAACGCAAACGAUGCCGAGAACGUCUGGUCGGACGAAACGUUUGAAAACUGGGCAAACCAGUUGAACGAGUAUUUGUUCGUUUUGGAGAAUCGGUUGUUUAGCGAAGGUUUACACGUUUUAGGAAGACAACCGGACGCGGAACAAUCUGAACGUUAUUUAGACGCGUACUUUGGCGACGAGUUGACCGCAUUAGAGAAGCAAGUUGUCGCCUCGACGACGUUUGAACACGCGGAGGAUAUAUCUCGCGCGGCGGGACAAGCCGAAGACGACGAGGAUGAACAAAGCGAUUCUCUCGAGCUCGCUGCGAUUAAGAAACAACUCGAUAAUCAGUUCGAUAUCCCGACCGCGUAUUCCGAAAAACUCUCCGAAGCGAUCACGAUUAAAAGUCUUUUACAACGCAACAACGAAGAGUUGGAUGUCGGUUUGGUGAGCGCGUUGAACGGCGAUUGGGUCCAACCGGCUGCCGGGGGCGAUUUGCUCCGAGACGGACCGGGCGCUUUACCGACGGGAAGGAACAUACACGCGUUAGAUCCGUAUCGCAUGCCAUCUAACGCCGCGUUCAUCCGAGGGAGCGAUGUUGCCAACGAAAUCAUCGCCAGGCAUCGACAAGAAAACGACGGGCAAUUCCCGGAGACGGUUUCCGUCAACCUCUGGGGUCUGGACGCCAUUAAAACCAAAGGCGAAUCCGUGGCCAUCGUUUUAGCUUUGCUUGGCGCGCGAUCCGUCAAAGAAAAAACUGGGCGCGUCGCGCGAUACGAGUUGAUCCCUCUCGAAGAGCUCGGCCGUCCACGCAUCGACGUUUUGUGCAACAUGUCUGGUAUUUUUCGAGACGCGUUUGCCAACGUCGUCGGGUUACUGGACGACUGCUUUGCUAGGUGCGCGGAAGCCGAAGACGAACCGAUUGAGAUGAACUUUGUUCGCAAACACGCGUUGGAGAUGCAAGCGAAAGGUUUAGACGCGACGUCGUCGAGAUUGUUCUCGAACCCUCCCGGAGAUUACGGGUCUAUGGUAAAUGAACGCGUCGGGAACGCUUCGUGGAAUGAUACUCGAGAGUUGGGCGAUACGUGGGCUUCUAGAAACGCGUACUCGUAUGGAAAAUCGUCCGAUGAGAAAGGCGUCGCGAGGCCUGAAGUCUUGAACGAACUUUUACGAACCACGGAAAGAGUUGUCCAAGAAAUCGACUCCGUUGAAUACGGGUUGACUGAUAUUCAAGAGUAUUACGCCAACACUGGCGCGAUUGUCGCCGCCGCCAACGCGGCGAAAGAAGACGCCGCGGAGAAAGAAAGUGACAGCACGAAACCCAAGCCGGCGUUUAAGAAAGUCCAGUGUUCGGUGGUGGAGACGUUUGGUAAAGAUGCGAAAGGUUCGGUGAAAGAUCUCGACGAGACGCUUCGAUUGGAGUACCGCACGAAACUCUUAAACCCGAGAUGGGCGAAGGCUAUGGCUGAAUCUGGCAGCGGGGGCGCUUUCGAAAUUUCGCAACGCAUGACCGCUCUGGUAGGUUGGGGCGCGACCACCGGCUUCACCGAAGACUGGGUCUACGACGGCGCCAACGAAACGUACGUCGAAGACGCGGACAUGCGGAAGCUUUUACAAAAGAAUAACCCGGAGGCGUUCCGAAACGUCGUGAAAAGAAUGUUGGAAGCGCACGGACGCGGGAUGUGGAACGCGGACGCCGAUACGAUUGAAAAAUUGAAGAAAAUGUACGGGGAUGCGGAAGAUAGAAUUGAAGGCGUUUUAUAA
Messenger RNA from Bathycoccus prasinos, 5133 nucleotides. Its product is annotated as magnesium chelatase, H subunit. Gene Ontology annotation, biological process: chlorophyll biosynthetic process. The record is from RefSeq and is a predicted model, not a curated record. Gene Ontology annotation, molecular function: magnesium chelatase activity. The transcript has a single exon. NCBI's taxonomy places the organism in Eukaryota, Viridiplantae, Chlorophyta, Mamiellophyceae, Mamiellales, Bathycoccaceae. Bases 1 to 5133 code for a protein of 1710 amino acids.